This is a messenger RNA of Lasiodiplodia theobromae, 552 nucleotides long. RefSeq names its product FMN-dependent dehydrogenase. Gene Ontology annotation, molecular function: oxidoreductase activity. Lineage: Eukaryota; Fungi; Ascomycota; Dothideomycetes; Botryosphaeriales; Botryosphaeriaceae. The record is from RefSeq and is a predicted model, not a curated record. The transcript is spliced from 4 exons. Bases 1 to 552 code for a protein of 183 amino acids.
AUGCUCGUCGACACGAACACGCGCGACACGGCUGCUGAGAUCUUGGGGCGCAAGGUCUCGGCACCCAUCGGCUUCGCGCCUAUCGGCAUCAACAAGAUCUGCAAUGCGGCGGAUGAGCUGCCUGUUGCGAAGGCUGUGGCCGAGGCCAACGGCGAGGGCCCACGCUUCUUCCAGCUGUGCAUCCCCCACGAUGAUGGGCUGACGGUCUCGCUGCUGAGACGCGCGUACGAGUCGGGCUUUUCGGCGUGCAUAUUGACUGUUGAUGGCGACUCGGCUGGCGGCAUAGCAAUUACGCCUUCUAUCACGGCAUCGGCGCGGACCUGGGUCCCAGUGACCCGGUUUUCCAAACGAGGCUGGCCGGGGACGCGCUCGGGGCAAAGUUCGAGGCUGUGGGUGUGGGGUCUUUCCAUCAUGGGGGCGCGUCAUGUCAUGAAGAGCCUGCUGGCCGGCUUUGACAUUCUGCUGAACGUCGCCGGCUUCCAGGACAUAAGUCGGAUUGAGAAGAGCGCAUCAGGUGAGUGUGCCGCGUCGUCCGUCGGCGAGGUCGCGUAG